CAAAGCGACUCACCUCCACACUUGCCCGCCCCUCUUCUCCAAGCAGUGCCGGGUCGACCGGUAUUGCGUGCAGAGCAGGAUCAAUGCGGAUGUCGUCGCCGCCGUUAUUGGAGGUGUGAUUUUGGUGGCCCUGGUCCGGCUGGAAUGGCGAGCCUGCCGCGUACUCUGCACCGCUCAUCGCAGCAACGGGGCUCCUCGCCUCUGAACGGUCCUCUGGGUGCAGAGACAAGGACUGGCGGCGCCGUCGUCGUGCCCGGCAGUGAGCUGAGUCCAGGUUAUUUGGGCCUUGUUUGGCGCUGUGGGACUGUUCCUUUUUUGGCAGUCACUCUGUCAACACUCAGACGCGCGACGACUCAUGCAUUUGCUGCCAGACACUGCGCUCCUCCAGCUCCGGCGACUGCGGUAUGGAAAUUCGUAUGUACGUAUCGGAUGGCAGUGAUAUGGGUGGCUCUGCGCGAGAGGGAGCGACCUCGCGCGCUCUGGAGCCGGCCGCUGUACGGUCCACGUGCCGGAUCGACGCUCGGGAAUGACCGCGGCGGCCAGUUGGGCACGGCGCAUUCCCCACAGCUGACAGCCCCAGAGCGCAGGGAGAGCAGAGCAGGGUCUCGAGAAUGCUGGGACGGUAUGCUCGGAGAGCAGUGCGCCGGCAGCGACCUGCAAGCAUGGGUGACUCUGAGGGAAAGGCGGAACAUGCUACGCCGAGGCGCCCACGUUGGGCAAACACUGCGCUGCCACCUGAGCUCGCUUGCCCUGCUCUGCCCGGGCCAGAAACGCUGCGGGCCCGUCGCAGGGGAGAGUAAGAAGUCCCCGGCGGGUCCCUGGCCGCGAGCUGGGUCUGCGAGGCGAGCAGACCGAGGCAGAGGGGCGGUUUCGUAAGGGUGGCUGAAGGCGUGGCUCAGCCAAACAACAAAUAAGGCUCCGUGGGCAGCGUCUCCUGCUCAGUUGCACUCGUCCU
Messenger RNA from Rhodofomes roseus, 955 nucleotides. RefSeq lists its product as uncharacterized. The transcript has a single exon. NCBI's taxonomy places the organism in Eukaryota, Fungi, Basidiomycota, Agaricomycetes, Polyporales, Fomitopsidaceae. The record is from RefSeq and is a predicted model, not a curated record. Bases 145 to 876 code for a protein of 243 amino acids.